This is a messenger RNA of Austrofundulus limnaeus, 2383 nucleotides long. Its product is annotated as low-density lipoprotein receptor. Gene Ontology annotation, molecular function: hormone binding; calcium ion binding; protein binding. Gene Ontology annotation, biological process: receptor-mediated endocytosis. The record is from RefSeq and is a predicted model, not a curated record. Gene Ontology annotation, cellular component: plasma membrane; apical plasma membrane; signaling receptor complex. Lineage: Eukaryota; Metazoa; Chordata; Actinopteri; Cyprinodontiformes; Rivulidae.
GUACAAUAGCUUACCUUUUCUUCACAAACCGUCAUGAAGUCAGGAAGAUGACUUUGGACAAAAGUGAAUACACAAGAGUAAUUCCUCGUCUGAAAAACGUGGUUGCUCUCGACAUGAACAUGGCCACCAAAGAGAUCUUCUGGUCCGACAUAUCCCAGAAAAAAAUCUAUAGAACUUUGAUGGACUUGGCUGAGGAUGCCUCUCAUCAUCACGUAGUAAUAGAUAAUGACAUUGAUGCUCCUGAAGGAAUCGCAUUUGAUUGGAUUCAUGGUCACCUGUACUGGACUGACAGCAUCCGUAGGACUAUCUCUGYUGUAACCGCUGAUGGUAGUCGCCGCAAAACUCUCUUCCACCAAAACCUGUCGAAGCCCCGCGCUGUUGUGGUCGACCCUCACAGCAACUUCAUGUAUUGGACUGACUGGGGAAACCCAGCAAAGAUUGAGAAGGGAGGUCUUAAUGGAGUGGAUCGUACCGCUCUGGUCAUUGACAACAUUGUGUGGCCUAAUGGCAUCACAUUAGACAUACUAAGCCAGCGGCUGUACUGGGUGGACUCCAAGCUGCACACGCUCUCCAGUAUUGAUGUUCAGGGUGAUAGUCGCCAUACACUCAUCAUUGACGAGCACCAGUUGGCCCACCCACUGGGCCUAACUGUAUUCGAGGAAAGAGUGUUCUGGACCGAUGUUAGUAACAAUGCCAUCCUCAGCGCUAACAGGCUGACUGGUGAGGACGUUGCACCGGUGGCAGAGCACCUGUCAUCACCAGAGGACAUCAUUCUGUACCAUAAUCUCAAACAACCUGCUGGACGAGAUUGGUGCCAGGUGUCCAACAGCAGCUGUGAAUUCAUGUGCCUACCUGCCCCUCAAGUAGGCCGUCGUCCCCCAAAAUAUACCUGUGUCUGUCCAGAUAACAUGAUGCUAGCCAGUGAUAUGAGGACGUGUGUACCUGCUGUACCAACCACUGCUGUUCCCAUAGAGCCUGAAACCUCAUCUACUCGUCCUCCUCAUCAGUCACCGGUACCACCCAGAACCACACCAAAGACCACAUUAGGGCCACAGGUCUAUACCACUACUGCAGUGCCUUCUGUAAUCACAAGCACCACCAAAAAGCCAUUGUGGCCCACCACCAGGCCUCGUGUUAAGACCACCACACCUUUACCAAAGAAGACAUUGCCUCAGCCGGAGAAGCCUAAAGUUGUGCAGACUGUCACAAAUGCUCCAGACACCUCUCAAAGUGUUCCACCUGCAGUAGCUGCAGUCAUACCGACAACUGCCUCCACCACACCAAUAGCGCUUUACCUCGUCUUACCUCUGGCAAUUGUUUGCCUGGCUGCUGUUGGUGGUGUGCUGCUCUGGAGGAACUACAGGUUGCAGAAUACCAACACAAUUCACUUUCAUAACCCUGUUUAUCAGAAAACCACUGAAGACCAGGUGCACAUUUGGAAGAGGCAAAGCUUUGAUGGUUAUGCAUAUCCUAAAAGACAAAUUGUGAGUUUGGAUGAAGAGGCAGACAACCCAACCUUCUCUGAAAACUGAAAAAUGUUGGGCGGAGUAGGAAAAUAAGCAGCUGCCUUUGAAGUCUUUCAGCAUUUUUACCUCACACAGCACAAAGAUGUGGCAGGUGACGCUUCUGUCUGCCAACUCUGAACCACUCUAUCCUCACAAACCACUGCUCUAUGGCAGAAACAGCUUUCAGGGUUCUGAUUGUAUUUUUUUAGUACUUAAAAUAUACCAAACCACAUCAGUCUAUUUUUGUUACAUUACGUUCAAACUAUGAUGGUAAAGUUAAGGAAAAGUGCCAUAAAGCAUUUAAUGUUGCUUUGUUUUUUGGGUCAUUGUAACAGUACAUUCAGUGCAACUUCUAAGUUUUGGGUCUAUUCCUCAAAGUUGUGUGAAGCCGACUGCAGAAACACAUGUUGUAAAUAUCAGUCAUGUUCAAAGUGAUUAAUGGAGUUUUAUUGAAUCUUGCACUAUUUGUAAUUAAAUGCAGAUAAGGAAAAUAUGUUGCCAUACAGCAGAGAAGGGACUUUAGUUACUUUAACCAUCUAGACUAGGAACUUUCUGUGGUGUUUUUGUUAAUUUGCUAAAGGUAACAUUAAGUUACCCCACAGAUUUUCCUCUUUAAGUUUAUAUUACAGUAAGUUAUUUAUGUACGUACAAGUUCAACCACUGUGACCUCAGUAUGUCCCAUGUGAAUGUGUGUCAUUUUGAUCUUUGCAAAAACAAAAACAUCAUUCAAAACGAGUCAAGUCAUAGUCGACCUCAAACAAAGCAGCACGUUAUGUGUUUGUGUCUUGAUUAUACUUGGAAACUUCAUCCCAAGUAUUUCCACAUGGUCUCUCAGAGCACAGCUCUUGCAGAAGCCAUUAAAGAUCCAAGAUUUGAAA